UUCCUGUUGCAAGCUAGCAUUCUGUAAUUUUCAUAACCACUUGUACAGAUCUGCAUAUUUCUUCUCCGUGACUAAUAAACAGUUUUGGUUUGACUGCAGUUAUCAUGCUAUUAGCUUUAAAAUAUAAACCACUUCAGCAUCCAACCACAAUGGUAAAGGCAGUUUGAUGCAUGUUGGCCCACUCACUGCGAUGGCGCUAUAUUCUCAGUUUUAAAACCUCAAACCAGCACAUUGCUAACUAUCAGAUACAGAUACGCAGAGCAACUUGAAUAGGGUACUUGUUAGUGUGGCUGUCGACAGUCUCAGUUCUCAGAAAUUUGUUUUUCAUCUUACAGAGGAACUAGGUGCUAAAAUGUUUGGCCAAUAGCACAGUUUUCGCUUAUCAGCAAACAACCCAGCAGCACAAGUUCAUUUUUGAAGUACUGCAAACAGCACUGUGAGGCUUACUUUGUAAGAACUCUGCUUCCUGUUCAGUUAUAAUGGAAUACACGGAUUCAUAUAAUUAUGGUGAUAUUUUAGAAGUCCUAAGCAAUCAAACAAAAGAAGAGCCUUCUCAUGUGGAAUUACAUCCUCAGCACUGCAGGGAAGCAGCGUGUGUAAUCACAGUCAUCUUUAAUGUGAUCAUAUUCCUUCUUGGCCUCACUGGAAAUGGUGCGGUGAUCUGGAUUACUGGAUUUAAGAUGAAGAAGUCAGUGAACACCACCUGGUAUCUGAGUCUGGCAUUGUCUGACUUCAUUUUCUGCACUACUCUCCCUUUCACCAUGGACCACAUAGUUAAGAACAGCUGGAACUUUGGGCUCUUCAUGUGCAAGUUCACUGCUUUUGUUAUGACCCUCAAUAUGUACAGCAGCAUUUUCAUCCUGGUCAUCAUUAGUGUGGAUCGCUGCAUCACCGUCAAGUUUCCCGUCUGGGCCCAGAAUCAGCGCACUGUACAGAAGGCGUCUUUAGUUGUUGUGUUAGCUUGGCUUGUGUCUUCUUUGCUUAGUAUUCCAUCAGCCAAAUUCAGAGAGACUAAAAAUGCAACAACAGUCAUAUGCUAUAACAACUUUGAAGGUCACCACAAAACUGUCGUGUUCACCCGCUUUACUUUUGGGUUUUUGAUUCCAUUCCUGACCAUUUUCACCUGUUACUCCAUCUUGAUCCGCAAACUUAGAGCAAACCAAAUGUCCAAAUCCACCAAGCCCUACAAGAUCAUGACAUUACUGAUCGCAACUUUUUUCAUCUGUUGGUUGCCAUUUCAAAUAGUUUCUGUUUUAGAGUUGCACAAACACGAGCACGACCCUGUCUUUCACACAGCCCAAAAAGUAUCUGCUUCUCUUGCCUGCGCAAACAGCUUUCUAAAUCCGUUCCUUUAUGCUUUCAUGGCCAAGGACUUAAAGAAGAAAUGCUAUUCCUUUCUUUCAAAGAUUGAGAGUGCCAUUGAUGAGGAGACCAGAAGUGCUUUCAGGGCAACUUCAAUUACCAAUUCUGUGGAUAUCAGACUUUCCACUACUGUUUGAAAUUUUAACACGAGUCACAGACUAAAGAUAUUUCUCUUCCAAGUGUGAUUGUAGAAUUCUGUAUUAUAGAAAUGACAAAGCAUUAACAAGGAGUGCAAUCGUUUUGUCUGUUUUAUGUUUGAGUUCUGAAAUUUACAAUUAUAUUUUACUAGUUAAAAACAAAACAAGAAGGAAAGAAAAAAGACAGCUGAAAAGUCAUUAAUAAAUUAAUGUAAAUAGAGGUUCAACAAAAGCUACUUUACAAGACAAUAUAUAUUAAAAUGCCUUUUUUAAGAUUUUGCAGAAUUCUAUGACAGCUAUUUAAUGUUUUCUGUUUGAAUCUUACUGAUUAACACAUAUAGUAUUACCAUUAUGUUACUAACACAUAAACAUAAAAAUAUAUGGGGGGAGGGUUGAAUGUAUUUUAUGUAUUAAACAUCAUUUUAGCAAGAUCUAUUUGUUUUCAUGCAUGUAGAAAUAUAUAAUAAAAAUCUUGUUCUAACCAUUC
Messenger RNA from Labeo rohita (rohu), 1986 nucleotides. RefSeq names its product chemerin-like receptor 1. Gene Ontology annotation, cellular component: plasma membrane. NCBI's taxonomy places the organism in Eukaryota, Metazoa, Chordata, Actinopteri, Cypriniformes, Cyprinidae. Gene Ontology annotation, molecular function: G protein-coupled receptor activity; complement receptor activity. Gene Ontology annotation, biological process: positive regulation of macrophage chemotaxis; inflammatory response; phospholipase C-activating G protein-coupled receptor signaling pathway. The transcript is spliced from 2 exons. The coding region runs from base 480 to 1499 and encodes 339 amino acids. The record is from RefSeq and is a predicted model, not a curated record.